Messenger RNA from Eimeria maxima, 1896 nucleotides. RefSeq lists its product as hypothetical. NCBI's taxonomy places the organism in Eukaryota, Apicomplexa, Conoidasida, Eucoccidiorida, Eimeriidae. Bases 1 to 1896 code for a protein of 631 amino acids. The transcript has a single exon. The record is from RefSeq and is a predicted model, not a curated record.
AUGGCGACACCAGUUCGUGUUCGCCUCGUACCACUCUUAUGGUUUUUAUUCGGCUUAUUUGUAAAUACAUUGGUCUUAUGUACUAGUUCGCGACUGCCUCAUGGCGUCACUGUCCGCUUACCCUCCCUCACGCCGCCAGCUCAGUUAGACGGUCUAAAGCCUUUCGCCUCCGGUUCUUUCUUGUCUACGGCAGCUCGACCAAGAAGCGCCUCGCUCACCUUCGCCUCCCCGGAGGAUUCUGGUGCCCCUUAUGGGCUGCUGCCGACAGUGCGUCACCGUUCCCAGUCCCUUGGGUCGGGACGGCAGGCCCCGUCGGGCGUCUGGAGCCGAAACGGUGAAGCUCCGAACCUAGAACAGCCUCAACAACAGCAGCAAGCGCAAGAGGAACAAGCUCAACAACAGAAACGGCGACGUGGCCGGCUUCAUCGUCUCCGGAAGGCUUUAAAACGCCUGGGAGGCACUGCGAAAGAAAAACUGAGGCGUCUGUGGCAAAGCAUAAAGCGUGGUGCUUCUCGGGCAAAACGUGCAGCGCGCCAAGCAGCCAUACACGUUUACAAGAAGCUGCCGAGGCUCCGAAAAACCCGAAAGGCACCUGAAGGAGCAGAAGUAAUUGCCACAUCAGGCCUAGCGGGAGCAGGCCUCGCCUCGGCGGCACCACACCUAGGUCCCGGUGAGGAAAUUCCCGAAGAGGUUAAGACACUUGAAGAAGAGGAAGUUUCUACCCCUGUGAGCCCUGGUGCCUCCACGACGAGUACGGCAACGGAGGAAACAGCCGCACCUUCAACACCCGAAGAACCUUAUCGGUCAGAGGAAGCGGAGGAAUGGUUUGAAGCACGAACGCCUGAACAAGCCGAAGAGGAAAGCGAAGAGUGGCAUGAUGCAGUAUCACCUGAGGAGAUGGAACGUGUACUUGUUCGUGCGCGAGAGUCAGAACAGAUGCGAAGGGAAGAGAAAGUGCAAGUUUCAGAGGAGACUGAAGAGCUUGGCCUGACUCCUCAGUGCCUGAAAUACUAUUCACGGAUGACUAUAGUGAUGAAAAAACUGUGCAAAACCUGGCGUGGGCACUGCAUGUUUUGGUCUUUGUUCAUGAAAACUGGAAACUUUGGCACUUUUGUCGACGACAUGCAAGAUAUGGCAGUCAAGACCGGGGCCUUGAUAUUGAGUGCAGAACUGCUCAGAGGAACAGAAGAUAGCAUCAAGGCCCACUUGCUGCGCAUGCACCUUGUUCUGGCGCUAGCGGAAGAGUCCAUAGCUAACGCGGUAGACAGGACAGAGGAAUACUGCUGGUUCACUAACCCAGACAACCUAUUCACCAAGGCAAACCCAGAAGAAGAGAAAGUCAUGUUAAGUCUUACACCGCUGAAUUUUUUUGCAGAGCCCCUUAAGUAUUUGGGAAGUCUGAAAGGGCUUAUCGACACCGCCUACGGAGAUUCCACCAUGUGCGUGGACUCCGUCGAAGCGGAGAUUAAGGCGCGGAUGGAUUUGCGGCAGAUUCUUGCGUCGGAAAAACAAAGGCUAGAGAUUGCUAUUCAAGAGCUGCCUGAGUCUGCGGCCACUGAGGAUAGCAGCCUGGUGAUGAAAGUAAUACGGGAACUAGAAUUGCUGGCCAAACGCGAGUACUGUUCCAUAGAACAAGCUUAUCUCCUUGCCACCCAAAGCAAAAACAUCCAGGCAUUUAUCGACGACUACCGUGCCAACGGCGCGAGCUGGUGGAGGGCUCAGUGGCCCUUCAAACUGCAAUCGUGUAGACCUCUUACGAAAGGAAACGCAGCUGUUCCUAAAGAUGUUGCUCAGAACUGCCGGAACUAUGAAUCGUCGUCAGUCCCAAAAAGUCAACAUGAUGUUAGCGAAACCCUCCUCUGGAUGUGGGAUGCAGGGUCAUGCAGAAAAGGUUGA